AUGGCCUCACCAAAAGCCGUCGUUCUCGUCACAGGCGCCAACCAGGGCAUUGGCUACUGCAUCGCGCAGCAGCUCGCGAGCUCCGGCAAAUAUAAAGUUCUUGUCGGAGCGCGCUCCUCGUCGAAGGCUGAGGCCGCAGUUCACGCGCUGCACGCAGAGGGAAUUGACGAAACGAACUUGAUGCCAAUUCCCCUUGAUGUGACCGAUGACAGUUCCAUCGCAGCGGCCGUCCAGGCGGUGUCGAACCAGGCUGGCCAUCUGGACAUCUUGAUCAAUAACGCCGGGCUUGGAACGUCGACUGCAGCUACCACCCGAGAACAAUACCGCGAGAUCUUCGAGGUCAACGUCUUCGGAGUAGCAGCGGUGAUAGAUGCGUUUUUACCACUGCUCAAGGCGUCACCUUAUUCGGAUCGUCGCAUCGUGAACGUCACAUCCGGCGUCGGGCUGACCACGAUGGCGAAUGAGGAGGGCUUCGAGUACAACGCCAAAUCUUACUACGUUCCUGAUUACCGCAGCAGCAAGGCUGCAGUCAACAUGAUAACGGUUGCCAUGUCUGUCAAGUUCGCCGAGUACAAUAUCGCCGUCGUCGCGGCGGCGCCUGGCAUGUGCCGCACUCGAUUCACUGGCGGUUACGGCAUGAAAGAUGCAAGCGAGGGUGCCAAGGCUAUCGUGCGAGCCGCUACAGAAGGAGACCCCAAAAAGCUCACUGGCACUUUCGUUGCUGAUGAGCCACAUACGGGCUGGUAA
This is a messenger RNA of Ilyonectria robusta, 747 nucleotides long. RefSeq lists its product as uncharacterized. The coding region runs from base 1 to 747 and encodes 248 amino acids. The transcript has a single exon. The record is from RefSeq and is a predicted model, not a curated record. NCBI's taxonomy places the organism in Eukaryota, Fungi, Ascomycota, Sordariomycetes, Hypocreales, Nectriaceae.